AUGGUUCUGCUGGAGAAUGAGGCAUUCCUCAGUGAACUAACUCGGCUGUUCCAAAGGACACGCAACAAGGGGAGUGUGACCAUCACGAUGAAGCGAUAUGAUGGCCGUACUAAGCCGAUUCCAAAGAAGAAGAAGGAGGGAAAGGGAGGGAAAAAGGGAAAGACACCUAUGACACUGUCCCCUGAGUCCCCUGCUGAAUACAUGUGCCUCUUCCGAGCUAAGCAUAAUUCCCAGAAGAUCAGUACAGUGGUGCAUGCCAAGGAUGUGAACAAAUUCCAGCUUGCAUAUUGCAAUGUGCUUAAAGGAAACAUGGAUGCAUUGAAGAAGCUGAAGAAGAGUAAAGCAACUGCAAAAGCCACAUAG
Molecule: messenger RNA, 363 nt
Organism: Darwinula stevensoni
Lineage: Eukaryota; Metazoa; Arthropoda; Ostracoda; Podocopida; Darwinulidae
Source: the annotation of a GenBank genome assembly